CGAAACAUGCUCCGUGCCCGGCCCGCGUGCGGCGCCGUCCUGCUGAGGCGGCCGGGGCCCGUUGGGCGCCGCGGGUACUGGCGGACCGUGGGGCUGACCGAGAGCAUCAUCUCGGAGCUGGACACGGACCAUCACUUCGUGCACAGGAGCACGAUCCCCACCAUGCACUUCCAGGACAGCCUGCCCAGAUUACCUGUUCCAAAAUUGGAGGAUACUGUGAAGAGAUAUUUGGCUGCUCAGAAACCUCUACUGGAUGAUGAUCAGUACAGAAAUACUGAAAGAAUUGCCAGGGAGUUUGAAAAAGGAGUGGGCAGGAAGUUACACCGAGAUCUUGUUGAAUUCGAUAAAAAGAAUAAGCAUACAAGUUAUAUAUCAGAUCCCUGGUUUGAUAUGUAUCUCUGUGCCAGAGACCCUGUUGUUUUAAACUUCAACCCUUUUAUUUCUUUAAAUCCUGAUCCAAAAGAAGCAUACAACAGCCAGGUAGUGAGGGCAACAAAUCUGGUAGUAUCAUCAAUAAAAUUUCUUAACUCUCUAAAUAAUGAAUUUUUACGGCCAGAUAUCUAUUAUGUCAAUCCAAAAUGGAGCCAGAGUAGGCUCUUCAAAAAGUUUAUCAGCCUUCUUCCAACCUCUGUGUCUUGGUAUGGAGCUUAUAUGGUAAACGCAUAUCCCUUAGAUAUGUCACAAUAUAAGCGUCUCUUCAACAGUUCCAGAAUUCCUAAAUUAAACAAAGAUGAACUGUUUACUAAUGAAUGGGGAAGACAUUUGUUGGUGAUGAGAAAUGGACAUUUUUAUGUUUUUGAUGUUUUGGAUCCUGGUGGUAAUAUUCUGCAUCCAUCUGAAAUCCAGGCUCAGUUAAUUUAUAUUUUGCAAGAUGCAGAUCGCUUGCCUGAGUUUUCCCUUUGUUAUCUCACCACAGAAGACAGGAAUACUUGGGCAGCAGUAAGACAACAGCUUCUCGAAGCAGGCAAUGAAGACAACUUACAAAAAAUUGAUAGUGCAGUUUUUUGCCUAUGCUUAGACAAUAUUUCCCUAAAGAAUGAUACUGAGCUGUCACAUUGUAUGCUUCAUGGACGUGGUUUUAAUCGUUGGUUUGACAAAUCCUUUAGUCUGAUUAUCACUAGUGAUGGCACUGCAGGGGUAAAUUUUGAGCAUUCUUGGGGAGAUGGAGUUGCAGUACUUCGUUUUGUUAAUGAAGUAUAUAGAAACAGUACAAGGCACCCAGCUAUUGUACCACAUUCUAGUCCUGCUGCGUUAAGUGCUACCAAGUGUGAGAGACUGGAGUUUAAAUUGAAUGAUUCAAUCCAAUCUGCUAUAAACGCUGCACGUAUGAAAUUUGAAGAAACAAAUGAGAAAAUAUCUGUGAGAAUGUUUGAAUUCAGAAAGUUUGGAAAAGAAUUUUUAGUGAAACAAAAGCUGAGUCCAGAUGCUGUUUUUCAACUUGCAUGUCAGAUGACUGCUUAUCGACAGUUUGGAAAAAUUAUUUCUUCUUACGAAGCAUGUAGCACUGCUGCUUUUAAACAUGGCCGCACGGAAACUAUUCGACCCACAUCUAUACUAACAAAACAAUGUUCACGUGCAUUUGUUGAAGAACGAAGCAAACACAGUGUAGCAGAACUGAGAAAUAUGAUUGAUGAAUGUUCAAAAUAUCAUAGACGGUUGCAACUGGAAGCUGCAUUAGGUAAAGGAUUUGAUCGCCAUUUGUUUGCAUUAAAACAUCUUUCAGUGUCCAGAGGUGAUCCUAUGCCUGAACUUUUUCUUGACUCAGCCUACCAAAAACUAAACCAUAUUAUCCUUUCAACUAGUACAUUACACAGUCCUGCAGUUCAUCUUGGUGGAUUUGGGCCAGUGGUGCCAGAUGGUUUUGGAAUUGGAUAUAAUGUAUUUGAUACAUGGGUAGGAUGUAACACAACUGGCUAUUUAAAUAGAGAACUACAAGAAUUUCUUAGAUGCCUUGAGUAUAGUUUAACUGAUAUUUUAGAUGUUUUAGAAGGAAGACCUCUUGUGUAAGAUUGGCAAUAUUAGCAAUUAUUUUAAAACUAAUUUCUGACCCAUAAAAAUAACGGUGCAAAAUCAACAGCAAAAAUCUAAUAAUGAGAAUAAGCUAUUGGGAAAUAUAUUUUCUACAUCUGUAGAAAGUAACUACAAGAGAAAGGGAAACUCGGAAACCUUUAUUAGUGGACUGACAAGAUAAUGUUAAAAUGUUAUUCUGUUUUUGUCCCUUUUUUUUUUAAUUAUUACUAGUUUUCAACAUCCAUUAAGGCCUUUACGAAUGUUUUUUCCAUAUAUUUUCCAAACUCUUCCUAUUUUAAUGAAUCCCUUAAUUUUAUACUUGUUUAUUCUUUUUUAUACUCUGCUUAUUAUUUAUUUUUUGGAGGAGGAUUGUUUGGUUGGGUUUUGUUUUGUUUGCUUUGUAUUGUUAUACUGUAUUAUGUCUUCAUGGCUAUGCUUGUUCAAACAUGAUUAUAAAAUACAAGUUUAACAUCUUAACUACAGGAGACAAAUUUUCAUAACUGUGCUGCAAUUAUAGUGGAAGCCAAACUUUUUCUUAGUUUUUAUGUACAUUAAUGUGGAAUUGAUGUUUCUGUUAUA
Terrapene triunguis (Three-toed box turtle) is the source of this 2589-nucleotide messenger RNA. Its product is annotated as carnitine O-palmitoyltransferase 2, mitochondrial-like. The coding region runs from base 7 to 2007 and encodes 666 amino acids. Lineage: Eukaryota; Metazoa; Chordata; Testudines; Emydidae. The transcript is spliced from 5 exons. Gene Ontology annotation, molecular function: carnitine O-palmitoyltransferase activity. Gene Ontology annotation, cellular component: mitochondrion. The record is from RefSeq and is a predicted model, not a curated record. Gene Ontology annotation, biological process: fatty acid beta-oxidation.